Messenger RNA from Microtus ochrogaster (prairie vole), 1560 nucleotides. It is a transcript of the gene Prdm12, whose product is annotated as PR/SET domain 12. The transcript is spliced from 6 exons. Gene Ontology annotation, molecular function: histone methyltransferase binding. Gene Ontology annotation, cellular component: nucleus. Lineage: Eukaryota; Metazoa; Chordata; Mammalia; Rodentia; Cricetidae. Bases 460 to 1560 code for a protein of 366 amino acids. The record is from RefSeq and is a predicted model, not a curated record. Gene Ontology annotation, biological process: neurogenesis; regulation of gene expression.
GGUACAAGUCUGUCCUUCGACGUCAGGGGGUCAUUAAUAACCAAUUAGGAGGGUCACUGCGGCUCCUAUAAAGGAGCUGAGAUUUUGCCAGGGGAAGACGGUCCUGACUGGAUGUGCAGGAGGCGAGUGGGCAACCGAGAGCCCUUGGUCGGUGUUUCUCGGCAGUCACUCACCUCCCACCCAUCCCGCACCCCUCCUGGUACCCGCCCCCGUCUCCACCCGCGGAAUUCCAGCCCUUUACCAUCUUUGCAGAUUUUGUGUACCUCCCUCUUGGUUCACUUUCCUCCCAGCCAUCCCCCCCCCCUUACCACUCACUCCCUAGAGCAUCCUCCCCUGGCUCCUCUCCCUCCUCCUCCCUCGUGUUGUGCGCGCUCCUCUCUUGUGCUCCCUCUUCCUUGCCCACCUCUCUGAAGUCCACCCAGCCGUCCUUUCGCAGCGACGGUGAGCUCCUGGACGCCCAUGAUGGGCUCUGUGCUCCCAGCUGAGGCCCUGGUGCUCAAAACAGGGCUGAAGGCUCCGGGGCUGGCGUUGGCAGAGGUCAUCACCUCCGACAUUCUGCACAGUUUCUUAUAUGGCCGAUGGCGCAAUGUGUUAGGCGAACAGCUGCUGGAGGACAAGAGCCACCACGCCAGCCCAAAGACCGCCUUCACCGCUGAAGUCCUGGCACAGUCCUUCUCAGGAGAGGUACAGAAGCUGUCCAGCCUGGUGCUGCCGGUGGAAGUGAUCAUCGCUCAGAGUUCCAUCCCAGGCGAGGGCCUUGGCAUCUUCUCCAAGACGUGGAUCAAGGCAGGCACGGAGAUGGGGCCCUUCACCGGCCGCGUCAUUGCUCCGGAGCACGUGGAUCUCUGCAAGAACAACAAUCUGAUGUGGGAGGUAUUCAACGAGGAUGGCACAGUACGCUACUUCAUCGAUGCCAGCCAGGAAGACCACCGAAGCUGGAUGACCUACAUCAAGUGUGCCCGGAAUGAGCAGGAGCAGAACCUGGAGGUGGUCCAGAUUGGCACCAGCAUCUUCUACAAGGCCAUCGAGAUGAUCCCUCCAGACCAGGAGCUGCUGGUGUGGUAUGGAAAUUCCCACAACACCUUCCUGGGCAUCCCUGGUGUGCCAGGCCUGGAAGAGGAGCAGAAGAAAAACAAGCAUGAGGACUUCCACCCGGCGGACUCCGCGACCGGCACCGCGGGCCGCAUGCGCUGCGUCAUCUGCCACCGAGGUUUCAACUCCCGCAGCAACCUGCGCUCGCACAUGCGCAUCCACACGCUGGACAAGCCCUUCGUGUGCCGCUUCUGCAACCGCCGCUUCAGCCAGUCGUCCACGCUGCGCAACCACGUGCGCCUGCACACGGGCGAGCGCCCCUAUAAGUGCCAGGUGUGCCAGAGCGCCUACUCGCAGCUGGCCGGCCUGCGCGCGCACCAGAAGAGCGCGCGCCACCGGCCGCCCAGCGCCGCGCUGCAGGCACACUCGCCCGCACUGCCCGCGCCCCACGUCCACACGUCCGGUCCCAACCCGGAGUCUCCCUCCUGCAGGACCGCGCCCCCACGCGAACAUCUCUCUCGUGGAUGA